AUGCCCUUUCCCACAUCCUCUUCUGCCGCCGAGACGACGUCAGCCAGCCCGCUCGCAGACUACUUCUGGAUCGCUGGUGUUGACGGCUCGGAGAUUCUCGACACAUUCCGCAAGCUAGGCGACGAAUACCGAAUCGCCAGCAGUACCACUGCGCCCGGCCCCGCGGUCACCGAUAUCAUUGAGGAAGAUGCCGACGCCGAAGAUGCUCACGAUCGCUUCGACGGCCUGCUCUCUCGAAGCUCCUCGGUCAUUGGCCCUCGCGGCUCCUUCCAGCGUCUCUCCUUCCGGUCCGAAGAUGCAGACCAGAACGCCAAUGGCAAUGCCAACGGUACGCACAGCAACCGCAGUAGCAUGACAAUCAAGGGAGGCGGCAACGGCAGUGCUGCGUCACCGCGGGCUUCUCAAUUCCUAGGUCUGGAGGAAUUCGACUUUGAUAAAGCGUUGGUCAAGUUUGCCUCCGAGAGAGAGACGUUUCUGUCGGACCUGAGUCUCAGCGCGGGUGCGAUCACACCCGCGUCCCGGCCUCGGUCCAGAUUACGCACACAGAAGAUCGUGUCCGAGGAGCCACAACAAUCUGGUUUACUUCGAUCGAGUAUCGGAAGCGUGCGACGACAUAUGUCAUUCCGAGACAUGAACAGUAUGAAGAGGCAGCCGUCGGUUGCGCGCCAAGCAUCGAUUCGAACCUCGCGACGCCUCAGCAACUACAAUUCUGUGAUUCCAGCACCCCAGCCGUUGGAAAUCUCCCCUACCAUGCAUCCCCUGAAGCGGAGAUUCGAACCCGUCCUUCUCGACCGCUAUCCUCCGAAAGGCAUGGCCGAAGACCUAAAACAGCGUGCCAACUUUCCCGACUACGUACCCAUGUUCGCAUUCCCCAACGAUAUCAAUAUCGUGUCGUCUGACCAAAGACCGCGGUCGACGUGGCAUGGUUUUGUGAUGACCAGCGACAAUGGGUCUCGCCUGCACGCUGUCUGUGUCAUUGUCUGGAUCCCGCUAAACCACGAAGCGGCUGAUCAGUUAGAAAAAUGCUGCGAGGAAUGGCGGAAGGAUAACAUGACAGACGAGGAACGGGAAUUGGCAGCAAGCCUGGGAGAACGGUUGGCUCAAGAGAGAGCCAAGCUCUCUCGACUUCUGGCCCAGCUUCCUACGGUGCCAUCUGGGUCUGAAUCGAGAGAACAAUUGGAAGACGAAAUCAGCGCGGUCGAGGAGAAGAUUGGGCUGAUGACCGAUCUCCUGCGCCCGGUGCGUCACGGAGCGGCAUCCAAGAUCGAGGGGCUGACUGAUGGCGAUACUGGUUUCUGGAUUCCUAGAGCCUACGGUAUCCUGGGACGGGAGGAGAACAUGACCAGCUUUUGGAAGGAGUGGCUGAAGGCGGUAGUUGUUCCCAUGACCGACAAUAGUGUCCAACGCGUUCCCCCAGCAUCGCCCCGCAUGGGUUCCUGGCAGCCUCUGGAACGAUAUGUGAUGAACUUGUGCACGGAGGCGUUCGCACCCAACACCUCCAAAACCCAAGUGGAGCUGGCUGUGCGCGAAUUACGCUUGUUCGCCCGCAAGGAAGCUACCAAUGAGCUGCCCGGAUCGCGAAACACUGAUUUAUACGCCCUGUUCCGGACACUGUCACUGGCUAACAUCAUAAUACUCUUUGAGUAUGCUUUGACCGAAUCCCGAAUCAUCUUUUUGUCCUCGCACACGUCCAUGUUGUACCUUGCUACUCGGGCUUUGGUAGACCUUUUAUUCCCCAUUCCUUGGUCGGGUGUGCUAAUUCCUAUCCUCCCUGCACGACUCAUCCAAGCACUGGAAGCGCCUUGCCCGUACAUUGUCGGUAUUGAGCGGCGGUACGAGAAGGUUGAACUUCCAUCUGAUGAUUUUGUUCUGGUCGACCUUGACCAAGAUAUCAUCGAGAGCACGGUAAAGCCAACCCCACUCCCCCGCCACCAGCGAAGGAAACUCCAUUCGCUGCUUCAGCUCGCCGCUCCUCAUCACAGCCGGUACGGGGUGCCCGUCGGCCCUCCUGCCUACGCCAUCGAGACUUUCCCGUUUGAUGCUUUCAUGUCUGAAAACUCCUCCAUAUACACAUCCAAGGCGCAGUCCACGCAACUGUCCAAGUACGUCAGUCUCAACUCGAAUGCUUUUGGUCAGGGUUCUGUUUCCCUCACCUCACAUCCGCCACUUAUUUUCAAUGCUUUCCUGCACGCGCGCAAUGAACAAACAGCGUCGCGUGGGUAUUCUUCUAAGAGCUCGGAUCGACCGGGCACUGGGUCAACUUUCAAACCCGGAUCGCCGCCAUCCCCGAGAGAUAGUUCUCCCAUCUCUGGCCAUUUCCCGCCGCCGCCGGCGACCCCGCGCAACGACUCGGGGAUGGCGCUUCAAGCAUCCCUUCGCGAGAAGCGAUCCGGUCACUUUGACGCUGCCUCUCGUCGAAGCUCGUCCUUCGGGAUGGACAUGCGCCAGGUUCCCAGGCGGCCCAGUGCACCUUUCCUUGGCCACGCUCCAAACCUAUCUGUCAGCACGUUGAACACUGAUUUCCAGUCCACAUAUGCCCCUUCGGUCUAUGCGCAGUCUACUGUGGCUGCCUCCACCAUCGUUCCCCAGCCUGCUAUCCAGCCAAUUCACAACAAUGACGGCACGUCCUGGGUGGAGGGUCAUUGCCUGCAGCUCCAACCAUGGGACGACAAGGCUGUAUGCACAGUCUGCGACGAACGCGCGGACGAGAAUAUGUAUAAAUGUGUAUCGUGUAAGACGCAAGUCCACAACCGAUGCGCCCACCAGAUCUGCAUCGUUUGCCCAGCGGCAUUUUACCCCGAGCAGGUUCGGGCUGCGUUCGUCCGAUGCUUUGCCAGCCUGUUCUAUACAUACAAAAAAUAUCUUAAACCAGCUAGUGGCGACAAGAAGAAGGCAGGCCUUACAUACAGCUUUGACAUGGAUGCUUUCUGCAAAAGCUUGCCUAGUGAACAUGCUGAAUAUAUCGGUGUUCUAUCACAGACUCAGGGUUUCAACGAGUUUAUCAGUGAUAGGGAACGGGUGAAUCCCAAGGCGAGGGACCCAAGGAUUACUCUGUUCGACGAGAUUGUGCUGUCGAAACGGAACCGAGGCCGGUCGUCCAUAUUCUCCGGCCGAUCGACGACGGACUUUUUGUCUGACACCUCGAAUCAUCUCUGGAGAACGGCAAGUGCCGCCUCAUUUGCCGCGAGCAGGCCGCAGCAAAGUAUCUCCGGGGACUACACCCGAGUUGUCUCACGAGCACCCGCAAAGCUCGACACCAGCCUCAUGAAGGAACCCCGCAUGAUUCACGGGGCGCCUCGGGUCUCAAAGACGGCCAACAAUGCCCGGCGGAAGCCUCUGCCCAAGCUCAUGAAUGGUCUUGCCAUCUCACCCCCCUAA
Molecule: messenger RNA, 3378 nt
Organism: Aspergillus nidulans FGSC A4
Lineage: Eukaryota; Fungi; Ascomycota; Eurotiomycetes; Eurotiales; Aspergillaceae
Product: dDENN domain protein
Exons: 4
Coding region: 1-3378 (1125 amino acids)
Molecular function (GO): diacylglycerol binding
Source: RefSeq, a predicted model, not a curated record